CAGGUUCCCGCGCCUGGGAGCGCCGCUGCGUGCGGGUGGCCGGUCGCCCAGCGGCGGCUUUCUGGAGAGCCUGCGGAGCCCCGCGUCGGAAACGCGGCCGUGCGGUGGGCCCCGUCCGCUCUCCUCUCUCCCUGGCGCUCUGCGGAACACCGCGCCCUGCUCUGCUGUUCACUGCCAUCCUAACGGAUUAGGGUCUGAUUAGGAUUUCGAUAUAGGGUUGUCAAAAGCGUUAAAAACACCUUUCAUGUGUGAAGUGUGAAUAGUAAUGCCCGCAGUUUGGUGAGGUCCUCGUGAGAUCCUGCGUAGAGCAAGAGGUCCGAGGAACUGAAAUGUGGGGUUCCAUCGGGCUCUGUCGUGCCGUGGUCCUUUAUUCUAAUUCUGCUGCGGUGUUUCCAGAUCCCAGGGAUCUUGGCAACACGGUGAUCCACGAGCCACAGCGACAUUUUUCUCAGUGGUCGAAGCGGUCAGUAUUCCGCCAGCAGCACACCUUGGGAUCUAGUAGAACUUUCUGAGUCCUUGCUGCUGCCCUUUGCCUGUAUCCUGUAUCCCCCUUACUGCACAUAGUGUUAAGCUGGGGCUGCACCCACCGUGAAAACUUCCCGGCAACCUUUGGCGUGGCUGCCUAGUGCUGUGGACCUGCCGGCUUGGGCAGCGCCUGCGUAAGCAAGGGAUUUCAGUCAAGAGAACGAGAGGCAGAACCUCACUGCUCUGAAGUUGAAGGAGUGGAAAGUUCUUCACCAGCCCUGAGACCUCAAGGUUUGUCCAUUUGGGCCAGUCGGGGGAACGGAGUUGGGACCGGUAUUUGUGACACCAGCUACCCUUGGAAUCUUCUUUGGUCGUAUCCUAUCGAUGCAAGAUUUCACCAUGGGCAGUGGCUAUUACAACAUAGUGGCUGCUGUAUUAUUGGUCAUGAAUUUUGAGAGGACAAGAUCAAUACAGGAUUCCUGUAGUAAAUGCCCAGCUGGGACAUUCUGUGGGAAAAGCGAAGGUCAGAUCUGCAUUCCUUGUCCUCCAAAUAGUUUCUCCAGCACCAGUGGACAAAAGUCCUGUGUCAUAUGCAGGCGGUGUGAAGGUGUUUUCAGGACCAAGAAGGUGUGUUCCCCCAUCAGCAAUGCGGAAUGUGAGUGCAUCUCAGGGUUCCACUGCUUGGGGACAGGAUGUGCCAUGUGUGAACCGGAUUGUAAACAAGGUCAAGAAUUAGCCAAGGAGGGUUGUAAAGACUGUCGCUUUGGGACAUUUAAUGAUCAGAAACAUGGCAGCUGUCAACCCUGGACAAACUGUUCCUUGGAUGGAAAGUCUGUACUUGUGAAUGGGACGAAGGAAAGUGAUGCAGUAUGUGGACCGGCGUUGGCUGACUUCUCUCCAGGUACAACCUCUGCCACCAUGCCUGCCCCUGCAAGAGAUCCAGGUCGUACGCCCCAGAUCAUCGUCUCCUUCCUUGCACUGACAUCGGCUGCUGUGCUGUUCCUGGUGUUGUUUCUAGUGCUCCGUUUCUCUAUCCUUAAAUGUGGCAGAAAGAAAAUCCAGUAUUUAUUCAAACAACCAUUUAUGAGACCAGUACAAACUGCCCAAGAGGAAGAUGCCUGUAGUUGCCGAUUUCCAGAAGAAGAAGAAGGAGAAUGUGAGCUGUAAAGCAGAAAUCCAAACCGCCACUGGGCCUGUCUUGAGAAGAAUCACAGGAGAAACAUGAGUGAUCCCACCAUCAUAUCUUUCUAAAUCAAAGAUACCAUCCUAGAUAAGACUCAGGAUUACCCCUAAGUUUCCUCAAAAUGUUAGCAGAUUGGCCUUUAAAAAUGUACCCCUUUUAGCAUAUGUAUGGGACAGAGCUGGUGGGAAAGGGGCAUUUUCUAGAUAAUGCUUAAUAGGCUUCACUAGUUUGUUUUUGAAAUCCAAAGAGAAUUAUGCUUAAAAUCACACCAUGUAGCCCAAUGGUCUGGCUAAAAUGACAGUCCAAAAUCAAUACCAUUUUUUUGAGUGCUAAUAGAACAUAUGACAAGAAGCCGUAAGAUGCAAGAAAAACGGCCAACCAAAUUUUCCAUUGGUUCAGAUAUUCAACACAAUGAGUUCUACUGAUGUGAGGGGGGAUAUUAUGACAGUGCCCAGAUUUGAGGUCAAGGGAAAAAUAGCUCAGAACUUGAGGAAGAGUUUUGGAAAGAGUUCCAAUGUCUUUGCACAUCUUGUGGUCCCCUCCAUCUUCACAUCUCCUGCUUUGUACUGCUCCUCUCUGAACUGGGGCUCAUGUUUUGGUUCUUUGUGGUUGUUUAAAGUUUUUUUAUUUAUUACUGAAGUGUAAUUGAUAAACAACAUUAUAUCAGUUUCAAGUGUACAACAUAGUGGCUCCACAAUUCUGCACAUUACUCAGAGCUCGCUCAGAGUACUGUCCCCAUCUGUCACCAUACGACAUUAUUACAGUAUUACUGACCAUAUUCCUGAUGCUGUACUUUUCAUCUCUCUGAAUUAUUUAUUUUAUAAUUAGAAGUUUGUGUCUCUUAAUCCUCUUCAUCUGUUUGCCCAGUUUUGAGAUUUAGCUUAUGUGUUUUUAAAUCUUAAGAACAUUAAAAAUAAUAUCUGGUACAUCAAACUCCCACAGGCCGGAUUUGAGCGGUCAUGGGUCUCUGUAUGGCUUAUGAGCUAAAAAUGAUUUCUACAUGUUUAAAUAGUAAAAAACAAAUCAAAAGAAGACUAAUAUCUCAUGACAUGAAAAAGUAUGUAAAAUUCAAAUUUCAGAGUCCAUAAAUAAAGUUUUAUUAGAACACACAGCCACACUCAGGUCACUUUUGCAUUACAAGAGCAGAGUUGAGUAGAGAUAAGAGACUGUAAGGACCACGAAGUCUAAAGUGUUUAACAUCUGACCUUUCAUAGGGUCAGAGUCAAGAUCAGAACAUCCAUCUGUGUGUUGCUUUCCUCCCUCAUCUGCCUACAUACCCACCUGGCCCCCAGGCACCUUCCUCAGGAACGUCCCUUCCAUCCAUUCCCUUGCUU
Molecule: messenger RNA, 2982 nt
Organism: Lutra lutra (Eurasian river otter)
Lineage: Eukaryota; Metazoa; Chordata; Mammalia; Carnivora; Mustelidae
Gene: TNFRSF9
Product: TNF receptor superfamily member 9
Exons: 9
Coding region: 850-1632 (260 amino acids)
Biological process (GO): apoptotic process; negative regulation of cell population proliferation
Cellular component (GO): external side of plasma membrane
Molecular function (GO): cytokine binding; signaling receptor activity
Source: RefSeq, a predicted model, not a curated record